This is a messenger RNA of Camelus dromedarius (Arabian camel), 2959 nucleotides long. RefSeq names its product MOB kinase activator 1A (gene MOB1A). Gene Ontology annotation, biological process: hippo signaling; positive regulation of protein phosphorylation. The coding region runs from base 209 to 859 and encodes 216 amino acids. Lineage: Eukaryota; Metazoa; Chordata; Mammalia; Artiodactyla; Camelidae. The transcript has 6 exons. The record is from RefSeq and is a predicted model, not a curated record. Gene Ontology annotation, cellular component: cytoplasm; nucleus. Gene Ontology annotation, molecular function: protein kinase activator activity.
CGUAAGGUGGGGGAGGAGGGCGAGGAGGGUGUAGUUGCUCGCACCGGCUUGCAGCGGCUCGACCCCGGCGGGGAGCGGCGGCGGCGGCGGCGCGGGCUUCCGCUAUCCACGGGCUGAGGACUAUUCGCUCCCCGACGGUCCUGCGCGGGCUCCAGAUCCUAACCGCGGCGGGGGCGAGUGGCCCCCGCCCCCACUCUGAGAAGAGAAGAUGAGUUUCCUCUUUAGUAGCCGCUCUUCUAAAACAUUCAAACCAAAGAAGAAUAUCCCUGAAGGAUCUCAUCAGUAUGAACUCUUAAAACAUGCAGAAGCAACUCUAGGAAGUGGGAAUCUGAGACAGGCUGUGAUGUUACCGGAGGGAGAGGACCUCAAUGAGUGGAUUGCUGUUAACACUGUGGAUUUCUUCAACCAGAUCAACAUGUUGUAUGGAACUAUUACAGAAUUCUGCACUGAAGCAAGCUGUCCCGUCAUGUCUGCAGGUCCAAGAUAUGAAUAUCAUUGGGCAGAUGGUACUAAUAUUAAAAAGCCAAUCAAGUGUUCUGCACCAAAAUACAUUGACUAUUUGAUGACCUGGGUUCAGGAUCAACUUGAUGAUGAAACUCUUUUUCCUUCUAAGAUUGGUGUCCCAUUUCCCAAAAACUUUAUGUCUGUGGCAAAGACCAUCCUAAAGCGUCUGUUCAGGGUUUAUGCCCAUAUUUAUCACCAGCACUUUGAUUCUGUGAUGCAGCUGCAGGAGGAGGCCCACCUCAACACCUCCUUUAAGCACUUUAUUUUCUUUGUUCAGGAGUUUAAUCUGAUUGAUAGGCGUGAGUUGGCACCUCUUCAGGAAUUAAUCGAGAAGCUUGGAUCAAAAGACAGAUAAAUUUUUCUUCUAGAACCCAGUUACCCUCUUGCUUCAUCUACUUCUUCAGCUAUCUCAUUGCUAUCUGUUAUAGACUAGAGAUACAAACUUUACAGGGUAAAAAAGGCACCUGUUGUCUGUGUCUACUGACAAAAUUGUCCCAAAGGUAGGUUGGCCAUUGUAAUACCUUCAGAGUGAGAAGUUCAGGACACAGCUGAAUUUGAGGCACUGUGUGACCACUGCCACAGUCAUCCUUGGUUGUAGUAUGCAACAACUAACUAGUUUAUUAGUUUUAUUAUCCUUUUACUGAAGACAAUGUUUGAGUCUGUUUCAGGUGACAGCAUGACGGAUAUUAAGAAUUUCCACCAAUAAUUUAUUAACAAGUUUCCAGAACAAAUUUCCUAAUAAUGCAGUCAGAUCAGUUUUAUUCUGUUUUCAUUUUACAAAUAGAAGAGAUGUUUUUAAAUUUCCUUAAGAUUUAGAAUAUUUGUGUCACUUUGGAUGUUUAGAAUAUCUGUGUCACUUUGAAGUUUGUACGGUAGUGUUUUUAUAGAUAAGUAUAUAUAUGUAUAUUUUUUCAAAAUCCAUGAUUGCAGUGUAAAUCAUAUGACACGUGGUAUGGGAGUAACCAAAGUUAUUUCUAAAAUGACUUUAUUUUUCCAUCUUUAUUUGGGAUUUUAUUCACAUAAACCUAUCUAAAAUUUUAGGAGUGUGCAUCAAAUAAUUUUUUAAGGCUAUCUGAGGAUUGUCUUGCAGAUGUUUAUUUUGAAAUACUUCAGAUUAAUUUGAAUAGGUUUUGGCUGAGAAAAAAGAUGGAUUCCAAAAAAAUUAUGACGAAUUUGGGUCUUAAAACCACUGUUUUGCUUCAUAUUGUUUGUUUUCAGAGGCCUUGAAAUUUGGCUAGGAGAAUGGAAGAAAGUACUCAGAGUACUUGAUUAUUUUGUUUUGAGUUCUCCUUUAAAAAGAAGCAACUCUGCUUUUAUUGUGACUUGAUUCUUAGUGAAGAGUAGCAUAGAAAUACACGAACAUUAUCACAGUAAGGAUCAAACUUACGGAAUACCACAGGAAACAGCCUUGAAGAUGCACACCUUUUAUAACCCAGCUGAAAGUUUGGUGUGCUACCUGUUUGUAUGUGUGUGUGUGUGUGUUUGGUGUAUGUUUAAAGGAGACAAAAUGGGAGGAAUAAGUAAAAACAAAAAAACAAAAAAACUUCAUUCUGUUAAUAGUUUUUAUAUCAAAACUUGAAAUUAUUCUGUUACUAUUGGAAUAAAAAUCUUCCCCUUUAGUGAAGAAAAGAUCUAAUUUUCAUUAGGUUUCUAAGAUUUAGACUGUUUAAAUGUAUCGAGGCGCACAUAUAUCGAAGACUUGCCAGACAGGCAACACUUCGAUACUCUUUCUUGACAUCUGCAAAGGUUAAAUUUGAUAGGGUUUUUGUUAUUUAUUUUUUAUUAUUCCUCUAGAGUGCAAAGAAAAGAAUUGCUUUGAAACUCCAUUUUUAUAAUAACUCAAUUUCAAUAAAUUCUUAAAUAUAUACAUAAUUUAAAGGAAACAAAACAUUGGUCUGAUUUAGGCUGAAACCAUACAUCAGUGUUUAAGGAAAUAAAGAGUGGGAUAAUCCCUUACGAAAAAAAGAGGGAAACCUUCUCCGUGAGGCAGUCCCCAGUCCCCAUUUGCAGCUUGUCCAGAGGUCCCUGUCAGGCAUUGUGUAUGUGUAUGUUGACCAUUUCCAAACAAGAAAGAUUUUUAGAUGCCGCCUAGAAUGUUACUGUUUCUUGACUUUAAAUCUUGUUGGCUUUUAUUCAAUCUGCAAGGAAUGAAACUAUAUUUCUCAACUAGGGUUGUACUCUCAUCAUCAUUUCUAAUAUUCCGAAUAUCAUCAGACAAAAGGGUUCUCACUUUUGUCCACUUAUUUUCAGUGAUAGAAAUCCUCCCUCUCUUAAUGACUCCGCCCUAAAACAAACCAAAGAUAGUCACAUGCUAGGACAAUAGUAGAGACAGCUUGAUAAUAGGACACAGAGUUUAAAAUUUGUUGGUAAUUUGAGACCCAGAAUGUCCUUUAAAAAAAAAAAAGUUACCAGGUUCCCAAGCUAAUUUGGCUUAACCAGCGACACAUCGAAACAA